Molecule: messenger RNA, 749 nt
Organism: Plutella xylostella (diamondback moth)
Lineage: Eukaryota; Metazoa; Arthropoda; Insecta; Lepidoptera; Plutellidae
Source: RefSeq, a predicted model, not a curated record
CACAUCACAUCACAUUAAAUUAUACAUUACAGAAAUCUGGCGGCGGAAGAAGAAAAGAAGGCGAGGGCGGGGGCAAGGGCGAGGGCGGGGCCAAGGGCGAGGGCGGGGGCGGGGGCGGUGAAGACGAAGAUGACCCAAACGAUUUGUGGGAUCCGUCAGCAAUGAAAACCAACCGGUACAGGCAGCUACAGAGGUUAAAUGUAGUUCUUCAGAGACAAGGCCUCGAAAAGAUCACUCUGAAGAAUAUGCUCGCCGUGUUAUUUAUGUACGGAAAAUUCACGUCUUAUAUCUGGUUAGACACCACUACCAAAUGCUAUGGACGCUGGUUUUCUAGUACUCUGUCCUGCUACGGAGAUGAUGGUAACUUUAUCGGCUAUUUCCCCAACACUUCCACAACCCUUGUUCCACCUGAAAAGCCUACCACCCCCAAAUCCAAGGAUAAAAAUCCUGUCUAGUUGUAAUCGUCCGCCCCGCUUAUGGUCGCAUUAUGAGUGUCUACCUAUCUAUACAUACAGUCCACUUACCAGAGUUUAAAAUUUCUUAUUAGAUUGCCUCUAAUAAGAAAUUUUAAACUCUGGUAAGUGGACUGUAAUAAAAGAUUCAUAAAAAACGCACGUUGUUUGAGUUUAAAUAAUCCCAGCAAGCGAAAGGCGACCCUAUCACCCUAUCACCUCCGAAAUAGUAUAUUAGAAAUAUUCGAUAACUAUAUAUAUUAUAUAACUCAGCACAGGAGUGCAUGCAUGUUUCAU